Molecule: messenger RNA, 390 nt
Organism: Zophobas morio
Lineage: Eukaryota; Metazoa; Arthropoda; Insecta; Coleoptera; Tenebrionidae
Exons: 2
Coding region: 1-390 (129 amino acids)
Source: RefSeq, a predicted model, not a curated record
AUGGACACCAAGAAACGGUCGUGGUCCAAGGAAGAAACGUACGCCUUGAUUCAAAUGUAUGAAGGAUUCCCGGAAUUGUGGAAUGUAAAAUCAAAAAUGUAUCGAGAUAGGAUUAAAAAAGAAAAAGCGUUUAAGGCCAUAGCAGAUAAAUUUAAAGCUAGUGUAAGUGAAAUCCAAAGAAAACUACACAACCUCCGUACUCAACAAAAUCAGGAAUGUAAAAAAAUUAAGAAAAGACACAGUAGAGCAGGCGCUGAUGACGUAUACAAGAGCUCUUGGGAAUAUUUUGAUGCUCUCAAAUUUCUGUUUAAUGACGAAAUUUCAAUGGCACAAGGCGAAGAUAAUUUGCACGAAUUAAAAGACUAUCUGGUGUACACGGCAAUGCAAUAA